Onthophagus taurus is the source of this 2013-nucleotide messenger RNA. RefSeq names its product F-box/LRR-repeat protein 16. Gene Ontology annotation, molecular function: protein binding. NCBI's taxonomy places the organism in Eukaryota, Metazoa, Arthropoda, Insecta, Coleoptera, Scarabaeidae. Gene Ontology annotation, biological process: SCF-dependent proteasomal ubiquitin-dependent protein catabolic process. Gene Ontology annotation, cellular component: SCF ubiquitin ligase complex. The record is from RefSeq and is a predicted model, not a curated record.
CGAUCUCGAACGCAACACGACCGGGGGCUGAACGCCGCGACACCCCUCUAAAUGUCCUCGUGACCGAUACUCGGACGGCUUUAAAAUAAAGCCACCCACAAUGUCUUCGAUUUCCGCGCAAGGAGUCGUUGAGAGGGCAUCCGCCGAACUCUCGAAACGCAUCAACGGAUUAAGGGGUAAUAAACAUCAUUCGAAAAGUAGCGUCAUGGAACGCGUCACCAAUGUCUUUUGCGGCGGAAGCAAUUCAGGAACUAUGGUCACCGCACCGGAAAAACCUUCGAGGCUCCUACCGAAAACGAAAUUACCAUCAUCGACCGUUCCCAAUCAGUUCGUCCAUCAUCAUCAUCACCAGCACCAUCAGGUUUAUAAAACAAAACCGAGACUGCCGCAGAACUAUUUGACGACGUUCGAUCAACUUUUAAUGGAUGAUAAGUUUUUGGUAAAAUUUUUCUUGUAUUUUACCGGUGGUGAACGGUGCGUGUUGGCGCGAGUUUGCACGCGAUGGAGAGACAUUCUUUAUAAAUAUCCAAAGUUUUGGAACGGCGUUGUACCGGUGAUACAAUGUAGAGAACUUAGGAUGGCUCAAAGUAACGAAAAAGUGCGGUUUUACUCGUCAAUAGUGCGUAGGGGUUUUCGAAAUUUAUGUUUAAGCGGAGCUUCAGAUGAGGACGCUUUAGAUUUGGUCAGUUCGUUUCCAAUGGCUUCGAAACACAUCUAUUCGUUAAGCUUGAGGUGUUCUAGUGUUACAGAUCGGGGACUCGAAACACUUUUAGAUCAUCUCCAGGCUUUAUAUGAAUUAGAAUUAGCUGGCUGCAAUGAAAUAACCGAAGCUGGUCUUUGGGCAUGUUUAAAUCAAAAAAUCAUCUCGUUGAGUCUUACAGACUGUAUAAACGUAGCUGACGAAGCUGUUGGAGCAGUUGCACAACUCCUACCAAGUUUAUACGAAUUUUCUUUGCAAGCUUAUCACGUCACUGACGCAGCUUUAGGUUAUUUCUCACCGAAACAAAGUAAUACGUUGAGCGUUUUACGUUUACAUUCUUGUUGGGAAUUAACCAACCAUGGAAUCGUAAAUAUUGUUCACUCGUUACCGAACUUAACUGUUUUGAGCUUAUCAGGUUGUAGUAAAAUCACCGACGACGGUGUCGAAUUAAUCGCCGAAAAUCUACAAAAAUUACGUUCCUUAGACCUGUCUUGGUGUCCUAGAAUAACCGAUGCAGCCCUAGAAUACAUCGCUUGCGAUCUGAAUCAAUUAGAAGAACUUACAUUAGACAGGUGUGUUCAUGUAACGGAUAUCGGUGUGGGUUACAUAUCUACAAUGUUGUCUCUUUCCGCUUUGUACCUACGCUGGUGUUCCCAAUUGAGAGAUUUUGGACUGCAACAUUUAUGUGGUAUGAGAAACCUUCAAAUAUUAUCAUUAGCAGGUUGUCCAUUGUUAACAUCGAGUGGUUUGUCAAGUUUAAUUCAAUUGAGGCACAUGCGUGAGUUAGAAUUGACGAAUUGUCCGGGUGCUUCAAGGGAAUUAUUCGAUUACCUGAAGGAACACUUGCCACGCUGCCUCAUCGUAGAGUAAAAACAAAUAAAUAAGUAAUAAUUUUAAAAAAGUGUAUCGAGCCAUCUCUUUUUCUCCAGUUGUUGUUAUUAUUAUUACGAAAAAAAUCUGAUACUCUAGAUUCGUGCAAUAAUUAAUAAAUGAAAAUUAUAUAUUUUAAUUGAAAAAAUGAUAUGCGUCGAGUAAUAAGCGUUUAAAUAAAGUUCGUUUUUUCCUACUUUUUUUACGAUUAACGUUUUGGAGGAUAUCAUUUAGAAAAUUAAGAAAUAAAUAAAUCACUAUACGCUUAUUUAUAUACCCACAGGUUCUUUUUAUUUUCUUGACAAGAUGAAAUGAAUUCAAAGUUAACGAAGAAAUUUGUUGGUGAGAAAUGAAGAACGAUCAACUUUUAACCCUGUGUGUAUUAUCACUAAAUAGUUACUUAAAACUAAAAAAAAUCAUUUGUGAUGUACAUAAAUAUUUAU